AUGUUGAGGUCAUCAUACCUUUCCUUUCAAGGUGCUUCGAGCCGUCUUUUAAAUUCCAUUGCAGCCUCACCAUGGAGACCUUUUAUUCCAAGAAGGUAUGGACACGAACUUGCACCUCAAUAUAAGCAUCUCAAGAAAAAGCAAAAGGGCAGAGUUCCUGUAAGAACUGGAUGUUCAGAGAAGGGGACAACCCUGAAAUUCGGCUCCUAUGGAAUGAGAUUAAAAUCUGAGGGGACAAGGAUAACGGCCGCACAAUUGAGGGCUGCCGAUAACGUACUGAUGAAAUUUGUGAAGAAGGAAAACGGAAUGUAUUGGAAGCGUUUGUGUACAAACAUUGCUGUCUGUAUCAAGGGAAACGCAACUCGUAUGGGAAAGGGAAAAGGUGCUUUUGAUCAUUGGGCUGCAAGAGUUCCUACGGGAAAGGUGGUUUUUGAGAUCAGCGGUAUGCACGAACAAAGUGCAAAGGAUGCUCUUAGAAGAAGUUGUGAGAAGCUUCCAGGUGUCUGGGAGUUCAUCACUAGGUCCGCCACACCCCGCUUGGGCUUAAGAUUAGUUGGGGAACUUGCCACAAAAACGAACUAUUAUGAGAAGCUCAGACAUAAUCCUACGAAAAAGUUCGCAAACGUGAUGAAAUCAAAAGAGCAUAUGUAUCAACGAUACAACGGGAGAAGCCGCUAG
This is a messenger RNA of Ogataea parapolymorpha DL-1, 678 nucleotides long. RefSeq names its product 54S ribosomal protein L16, mitochondrial. The transcript has a single exon. Gene Ontology annotation, cellular component: ribosome; mitochondrial large ribosomal subunit. Lineage: Eukaryota; Fungi; Ascomycota; Pichiomycetes; Pichiales; Pichiaceae. The record is from RefSeq and is a predicted model, not a curated record. Bases 1 to 678 code for a protein of 225 amino acids. Gene Ontology annotation, biological process: mitochondrial translation. Gene Ontology annotation, molecular function: rRNA binding; structural constituent of ribosome.